This is a messenger RNA of Mytilinidion resinicola, 681 nucleotides long. RefSeq lists its product as uncharacterized. Gene Ontology annotation, molecular function: protein binding. The coding region runs from base 1 to 681 and encodes 226 amino acids. The transcript has 4 exons. The record is from RefSeq and is a predicted model, not a curated record. NCBI's taxonomy places the organism in Eukaryota, Fungi, Ascomycota, Dothideomycetes, Mytilinidiales, Mytilinidiaceae.
AUGUCGGUCUUUAAACGCAUAGUGCUCGACGUAUCGGGGAGCUACAUGAACUCUGCGAAAUACAGCGACCUCGAGGUCCGCUGUAACGACACCACUUACAUGGUUCACCGGAUGGUUCUAUGCCCCCAGAUCAAAUUCUUUGACAAAGCGUGUAGCUCGGGGUUCAAGCAAGCCGAAGAGGGCGUAAUUGACCUCAGCCACGACAACCCUGCUACCGUCGCAUCGAUGCUAGAAUAUGCGUACACUUUUGACUACACCACUCCGGAAGCUCCGAUUUCAUCACCACUACCGAAGACACCUUUCCUUCACGAUAUGGGGAAGGCGGACUGGUUCGCCGAUAUAGUCCGGGAAGUCUGCGAAUUUACAUACACAAGUGACCGUGGACUACGCAAUAUUAUGGUCGCCAUCGUCGGGAACAACCACUCCAGCAUCAUGGAACAAGACAGCAGCAGCCCACUUCGGGUACUGAUGGCGGAGAUUCCAGACUUUGCGAGCGAUUGCUUCGCUAAGAUGAGCGACCUGUAUAACGGGGAUGUGAAGAAGUUUGAGGAGGUAUAUGUAUGUCCUGAAUGCGGCCUCAAGACGACAGAGGACGGGAUUGAGGCGCUUUCAACAGGCUUCAUGUGGGUGGAGGAGGACGUUUGCGAUCUUUGUCUAUUGAGGCGCGAGCCUGAAAGCUAA